Messenger RNA from Acromyrmex echinatior (Panamanian leafcutter ant), 3007 nucleotides. RefSeq names its product YTH domain containing 1 (gene Ythdc1). Gene Ontology annotation, cellular component: nucleoplasm. Gene Ontology annotation, biological process: mRNA splicing, via spliceosome; regulation of alternative mRNA splicing, via spliceosome. The record is from RefSeq and is a predicted model, not a curated record. Lineage: Eukaryota; Metazoa; Arthropoda; Insecta; Hymenoptera; Formicidae. Gene Ontology annotation, molecular function: N6-methyladenosine-containing RNA reader activity; mRNA binding.
GUAAUAAUUUUAAUACGUACAAAUCCUAUUAUCACCAUUACCGGUAGUGUGGUGAUGAGUGAUGAUGAGUGCGUUCAGAUUCCCAAACCACUUCGGUACUUUUCACUCCGCCCAUUCAUCCAAUCACCCAACAAUCACCCACCCGGUGAGAAAUCUGAACGCAACCAAAUAUGAGUGACGAGCGACAUCAUGAACACAUAUCUUUACAAAAUGCACGCACGACAUCGGUAGUUUUUUUCAAUUCAUUCCCAACUUCUCUCGAAUUUUCGAACUAAAUCGAACAUACUGAAAGCCGCCACGAGAGAGCAAAGAGUGCAGCAAGGUGUCCGCGCGAUGUAGUGAGAGAAAACGGGAUUUAUUGAUUGGGAGGGUAUACGUCACAACGAUGGACGACAAUGGACGCUGUGACUCGUGAACGAUCCGUCCGCGAGCGAUUGUUUAUCGUCGCCUUGUUGUCGUAAUUGUUCCAACGUCGUUAAUUCGUGCUGUUGCUAAGUCGAGAACCGUGCGUGUCGGUGCUGUGAUCGCGUCGGACAAUUCCCGAGCGUGCUUCGGUGUGAAGUGUAUCAGUGAAGGGACAAAGGGUGUCACGUAAGUGUGUGCCGAGCCCUCGGGAGGACUCGUCAAAAAAAAAAAGAAACGAAAAAAUAUUGCGAGAACUUUCGAGGAAAAGAGAAAGAAAGAGAGAGAGAGAGCAUAUAACGACAAGAAUUCUGUAUUUAGUGGUUUAAACUGCACUUUGCGACGAACUUUUCUAGAUAUAUUAAAAAUAAAAAAAAAGCGCAAAAAAAAAGAAAGAAAAAAAGAGGAGUAAGAUCCAGUAAACAGUCUCCCGACGGACUCUUGACGUGUUUGACGCAUAAAAUAAAAACGGUUGUCACGCUGUAAGAUCUGUCCAUAAGUAAACCUCUGCUUGCGAAAGGAGUGUGCAUAGAGGAUAAAUAACUAGGACGAGACGAUCCGGAUUAAAAAAAAAGUUUCUCCGUGCUUUCAGAGACUCCAUAGAACCGGCGUCCUCUGUGCGAGUUUGCUCUGUGUUACCGCAAAAAAAAAAGAAAUGUUGCCAUAAUAAUCUCAAGGACUAUUCAUAAAAAAAAUUGUAGUUUAUAUUCCGUCCAGAUUCUCCGGCCGGCCGAGCUCUUCGAAAUCGUGCCCGAGUCUGGCCAUGUGUCCCUGUCGGUUUGUGUUAGGCGUAGCCGCUUUAACAGAGAGUAUUCGGGACAGUGUGGACUUUCCGCUCGAUUCGGAAUCCCCGAACUAUCCUCGCUGUACACUAUAUAGUCCCUUGCUACCGCAUUAUUGUCGUAAGAUGUACGAGAAACGUUACAAUACGUCGUUCCUCAAGAGUUGCAAGUCUCUGCGUGGUUCAGUGAUCAUAAUAAUAAAGCCUUCCUGUCUAUACGUUGCAGGACGUCUGAACCGGUGACACCUGGGAACAGUCCGAACAUUGACCAUGGAUAGCAACACGGAUGGCGACAACCUGAAUCUCAGCUCUGGCGAGAACGACAACGGCGACGAGCUACGGAUCGCCGCGGACGAGACUUAUGACACCCGCAGUGAAGUUUCCUCUAGCAGUUCCAAUUCCGACAGCUCCACUACUCAUCCCACCAUCAGCUCAGUCUCAAGCAAAUCCUCGCGUGGUGACAAUAAACGCAGCAGGAGGAACAGGAGCAAACGAGGCAGAUCCAGGGACUCCAAGUCAUCUAGUCCCGAGCCGAAGCGGGCUAGAUCCAAGGACAGCAAAGGCACUACCAAGAACUAUGACUACACUACCAAGUUGAAUUAUUUGUUUAGAGAUGCAAGAUUUUUUAUUAUCAAGUCCAAUAAUGCUGAGAACGUGACAUUGUCUAAAGCCAAAGGAGUAUGGAGCACACUGCCGCAAAAUGAAGCAAAUCUUAAUCAAGCCUACAGGGAAUCGCGAAAUGUUUUGCUGGUAUUUUCUGUGAAGGAAUCAGGCAAGUUUGCUGGCUUUGCGAGACUUUGUACAGAAUCAAGACGAGAUGCUGGUCCAGUCUCUUGGGUUUUACCUCCUGGCUUGUCAGCAAAGGCUUUAGGUGGUGUAUUCAAAGUUGACUGGAUCUGCAGAAAAGAAUUGCCUUUUACUGCUACGUUACACUUGUACAAUCCUUGGAAUGACGGUAAACAAGUCAAGAUCGGUCGAGACGGUCAGGAAAUCGAACCCAGAGUCGCUGAAGAAUUGUGCAGAUUAUUUCCAGAAGACGAAGGAAUCGAAAUGACUCCUAUCUUGCGAAAAUCCAAGGAAGCAGGGAAACAUGUUGUAAAGUCAUCGCGUUAUCGCGACAAAAGACCUAUAGGCAGUUUUAGAUUUUUACGAAGAGGUGGACGAGGCCGCAAACUAUUCUUGACCUCGAGAUCACGUUUAGCAUCACUGGCCAGAUCUCAGGAUGUUACAGGAAAUCAUAGAAGUUCCAGGGAUCAUUCUUAUCGGUACACGCCAUGGUUUAAUCGAGGCGAUUCACCUUACACAAAAUUUUCUUUUAGGGGUUACGGAACUGGAUUGGGUGUUGCUGCGGUUGCAGAAGCUUAUGUAGCAGAUUACAUGCGUACUAUGCAACAUCAAUUGCCUCCAUUACCGCCUUAUCCACAUCCGUACGAUAAUCUGCCACCACCUCCUCCACCUCCACGAUAUUACGAUGGUCUACCAUUGCCUCCAGAUUACAACGCUACAGUAUCGGCACUAGAAAAGCGUAGCUACGAAAGGAGUGUCGAUGAAUUCCUAUGGAGGACAGCCAGUCGUCACAGUCGGCACAGCAAUCAUCGUUCUUCUCGUGAUCAUCACAGAUAUAGAGAUCGCAGAUAAAGAUCUCGACUUUAGUGUUCCCCUUGAAAAUCCGUCGGUUCCCAAAUCCUUCAUUAGUAAUGAUAGAAUUGGAGAUGGAAUUUCAUUGAUGAAAUUGAUAGAAAUUGGACUAUAACAUAUCAUUUAUGUGCAUUUCUCUUUUGAAUACUUCUAAAGAAUAACAAAAAUAUAUGAGAUAAAUAUAAU